AUGAGUAAGUUUUUGAGGAGAGUGUUUUCUUCUGGCACCUCCAAGCUGCCAAUUGGUGGUACAAAUAAUUUAACUCCUGCAAUUGUAAAUAAUGAUAACAAAGCAAUAAUAACAACAACAAAAAUGAUAGUUUCAGAAAGUGUUUCUUCUAUCUCUUCACCCCUAUCCACCACCACAACAACAACUUCAACUACUCCAGUCACUUCAAUAACAGGAGCAGCAACAACCUCUAUACCCCCACAUCCAUUACUUAAUGAUGUUUAUAAGUUUAUGAGAGAGGGUAUUGUUUCUUCAAUAUUCUUUCUAAUUUUAAUGAUUUUUUCUCACUUUAUAAUAAGAAGAUAUAUUAGAAAAAAAGAUGAUGAAAAGAAAAUAUAUAUACCUAGAUUACUUUGUACAGUUUGUUUAUCAAUUUCAAUAUCAGCAAUGCUUUUAAUACCUAUAACAAUUAUUAGUAAUGAAAUUAUGACAACCUUUCCAUCAAGUUAUUAUACUCAAUGGUUAGAUAGAGAGUUAAUAUUUUCAUUUUGGAAUAAAAUAUUUUGGGGUGCAAAUAUAUCAUUAUUUAUAAUAUUACCAUUUACUUAUUUUUUAUAUGAAUCUGAAGGAAUUAGAGGUAGAUCAUUAUUAAAUAGAAUUAAAGAAGCACUAUUAAUUUUAUUAUUAGUAGCAGUGAUUUUCGUUGGUUUCGUAUUUGUAGUUUUCAAAUUAUUUUAUGGUCAACAAAAACAACCUUCAACACUUAUGGAGAAUAUAUCAAUUAUUAGUACUGAUUAUUUACCAUUUUCAUAUUCAUUAAUUUCAACUUUUGGUACUGUUGUAGUUAUGUAUUCAAUUCCAAGUGGAUUUAAUUUUUUAAUUUCAAAAUGUAUAAGUUUAAGAAUUGUUAGACCAAUUGAAGAUGAAAUUAAAGCGGCAAAAAUGGAGAUUGAAAGUAUUACAUUCACAUUGGAUAAAGCAGAAGCAGCAGGUUUUGUAAAUUUAGAAAUAAAAAAGAGUAAACUUAAAAAGAGAUUAUUAAAUUGUAGUAUAAAUAGUGGUAAUAAUAAUAAUAAUAAUAAUAAUAAUAAUAAUAAUAAUAAUAAUAAUAAUAAUAAUAAUAAUAAUGGUAAUAAUUGUAAUGAUAAUAAGGUUGAAAAGAAGAAAGAUAAUAAAAAUAAAAAUGAAAUGAAAAGUGAUAAAAAAACUAAUCAUUCAAAUGUAAAUAGCGAUAUAAUAUCAUCUUCAUCUUCUCCAUCCUCUCCAUUAACACCAUCAUCACCAUUAUCACAAGCAUCAAAUGCAAAUGAAUCAAAUUCAACUGUAAAUACACCAAAUAUAAUAGCGACAACAACAAAUUCAAAUAUUGUUAUAAUAAACGAUGAAUAUAACAAUAACAAUAAUAAUAAUAAUAUAAAUUUUGAAAAUGGAAAUAAUAGUAAUAAUGAAAAUAAUAAUAAUAUUGAUAAUGACAAUUUAGAAACAAAUAUUGAAAAUAAAAAAAAGAUUAAUAAUUAUUUAAUAAAAAAGAAGAAAGUGAAUGUAAAUAGUAAUUUUAAGAUAACACCAGAAGAGAUUCAAAAAUUAGAGGAUACGAGGGAUGAACUUUAUUUAUAUAUUGAUAAGAUAUCAAGACCAAGCUAUUUCUCAUCGACUUUGGUUAGAAUUUUAUCAUCAAUUUUAUUGACAAUAAUUAAUUUUACAAUCACUGGUUGGGUGAUUUUCAAAGUGUUUAUAACAUUGAUUAAAAGAAUAUUCGAAUUGUUUGAAUUGGAAUCGAUAAAGGCAUAUUUUGAUAGUUGGAUGUCGUCGGCUAUUGAUCUUUCAAAAGGCUCGUCGAAAUUGGGUCCAUUUGAAUCAUUGUUAGAGACAACCAUAAUCAUCUAUUUAAUGAUAUCGGCAUUUGUUGGAUUUUUAAACGAGCCUUACUUUGCAAAUAUUAAACCCAGAAUCCAUUCGACCAGUCUAAGAAAGAUGAUCAUUAAUACUGGUAUCAUUCUAUUGAUGAGUUCAAGUUUUCCUGUGGUGGUUAGAAUUCUAGAAAUUAGUAGAUUCGAUUUAAUGGGUUACUAUUCACAUACAAACUAUUUAAGAGGUGAUUUCUUUAAGAUCAUUUAUAGUAUUUCAUUCUUAUUCAUGGUUAUUAGAUCAUAUAUGCUUAGUUUUAUUCAAUCAAAAAGUGGUGGUAUAUAUUCUUUUGUUGAAAUUAGUGGUAAUAUUAAUGGUGGUGGUGGUGGUGGUGGUGGUAAUAGUGAUACACCCUUCUCUUUAACAAAUACAAUCUUAAAUAUGAUUGUACCCUAUAUACCAUCCUAUAUUAUCAAUAGUAAACUAUUAAGUAUUUCAACUCGUAAUAAAAUCAUUCAAAGACAACAAUUUGAAAAACAACAAGAACUCUUACUUAAACAACAACAACAAUUACAACAACAAACAAAUGUUGUUAAAAGUAUUCAAUCAUUAAUACUUGAAAAUCAUGAUCAAGAUUCUUCUUUAAAUCCAUCUUCAUCUUUAUUUUCAAUAAUUGCAAAAAAUCAAAAUUUAAUUAAUUUUGAAGAUAUUAAUAAUAAUAAUAAUAAUAAUAAUAAUAAUAAUAAUAAUAAUAAUAAUAAUAAUAAUAAUAAUAAUAAUAAUAAUAAUAAUAAUAAUAAUAAUAAUAAUAAUAAUAAUAAUAAUAAUAAAAAUAAUAAAAAUAAUAAUAAUAAUAAUAGUAGUGGUAAUAGUAAUAUUGAUUCAAAUCUUACAACACCAAAUUUAUCAUCAGGUAGUUCAUCAUCAUUUUCAACAUCACCUUUAUCUUUAUCCUCAUCUUCAUUACAAACUUCAUCAACUGCAACAACAAAUAUUUCCAAAUUAAAAAAUAAAAGGUUUUUUCUUUUUUGA
Dictyostelium discoideum AX4 is the source of this 2859-nucleotide messenger RNA. RefSeq lists its product as hypothetical. The record is from RefSeq and is a predicted model, not a curated record. The transcript has 4 exons. NCBI's taxonomy places the organism in Eukaryota, Evosea, Eumycetozoa, Dictyosteliales, Dictyosteliaceae. The coding region runs from base 1 to 2859 and encodes 952 amino acids.